This is a messenger RNA of Nelumbo nucifera (sacred lotus), 1094 nucleotides long. Its product is annotated as ethylene-responsive transcription factor ERF022-like. Gene Ontology annotation, biological process: regulation of DNA-templated transcription. Gene Ontology annotation, molecular function: DNA binding; DNA-binding transcription factor activity. Lineage: Eukaryota; Viridiplantae; Streptophyta; Magnoliopsida; Proteales; Nelumbonaceae. The record is from RefSeq and is a predicted model, not a curated record.
UUCCCCUUAUCGGUCCCUUUCUUCCUCCUCAACCCAUCCAAAUCUCCUCUCUCACUCUCUCUCUCUCUCCCUCUCUCUCCUUCUCUUCCUCACACUCUGCAACUGUAAUGUCUGCACCAGAAGACCGACUGGAUCGGUUCGAAACAGCCACCAAUGAUGAGGAAUCGCCGUCCGCUGGCUACACGAAGAACCGGCCCCGGCAAUCCGCGCUGCCAUACCGGGGAGUUCGUCGACGAAGCUGGGGACGUUACGUUUCCGAGAUACGCUUACCCAAGAAGAAGACCAGAAUCUGGCUGGGCUCCUUCCUAUCGCCGGAGAUGGCCGCACGCGCCUACGACUCGGCCGCGUUCUUCCUGAAAGGGCAAUCGGCGACACUCAACUUCCCCGAGUCAGCCGGCUCUCUGCCUCGCCCCCUUUCGUCGUCGCGCAAGGAUAUACAGACGGCCGCUGCGAAGGCCGCUCUCAACUCGGUGGCCAACCGGGAGCUAUUGGAGCCGGGCCGGGCGGAGGUCGAACCGAGCUCGUGUUCCGGUUCGGCCUCCGAGGUUUGGUGGGAUUUGGACCAAGAGCUGGCGAGCGUGUUUGAUGACGUAAGAGAGGCGCCUCUUCAUAGCCCGUUGAGGUUGGAUUCCAUCGCCGGCGAGUUUCUCUCCGGCGAAGUCAUCGAUGAGAACGGGUUCCUGUUGUCUUCUUUCGAGUUAUGAAGUGAAAUUAACAAAAUGCCCUCGAUCUGAAACUUGAAUGCCUUUUCUGACCUUCAAUUGUGGCUUGUGCCUUGUUCAUAACCAUAACACCGUCUAUAUCCUCCGGAUGGGCAGUUCAGCCGGAUCUCAGUGAUCAGACUCUGGAUGUGUAAAACAUGUUAAUAGAACUUGGAUUUGGGUGUGAAUUGUUCUCCCUCUAGACUCUGGUCUGGUAAUAGAAUUGUAGGGACAUUUUGGUAAGUAUCUUUAUUUAUUUAUUUGUAAUUGGUUUGGAAUAUGGAUAUGGUUGUUUAUAUUUUCUUUGUGGAUUGAAGAUGUAACUUUUAUAGCAACAACAUGAAAUGGUGCCAUGGUGGAGUGGAUUCUAGGGAAAAAAUUGAAAUUAUGGAA